AUGAUUUAAUAAUUUUAGUGUGCUUUUCGGCAUAAUCAGCCUAUCGUUAGUAUAGUUUUAGAUUAGACUCUCAGAUAAAAUGAAAGACUUUUGUGUGCUCAAUGUGUUGAAUCCUACUCUUUAGAAGCUAGGACGAUGGGAUUAAGAGCAGCAAUGUAAUUGGUUGAAGAAAUUGAUAAGCAAAAAAAAGAAUUAAGGGAAAAUUUAAUCACUAAGAACUCUAAUCUAUUGAAUUCUUUUCAACUAAUUUUAAGAGAGUUGCAAACAUCAAUUAAUAAAGAAUUAGACUCAUUUAUAAACAUUACAAAAUUUUGGAUAGAAGAUUUGAAUAAAAUAAAGUUAGCUCCAUCAAACUUUUUGGAAGAAUUAGAUAAAAUACUCAAGUAUGGAAAAGAUAGCCUUGUAAAUUAGGAAUCGAUAGAAAAAGCAAUUCAUGAAAUCAAUAAUUAAUGGAGUGUAAAAAUUAAUAGAAAAUUAGACAAAUUUAGUCAAUUUGAGGAGAAGAAGAAAUGUUAAGCAAUUUUAGAUGAUCUUAUUAAUUAAAAGGUAGAUAAUUAAGAUGAUGUAAUUUUUUAUGACUAUAAUUCAAUAUCCACAGAUUUGAGAAAUAGUAGGAGAAUGAAAAGUAUUUAGAACCUAGAUAAAAAAUUAAAAUUGUAGUUGAUAGAUUAAAAGGUAUAAUCUGAUACAUGUUAUGCUAUGGCAUUUGAUGUAAAUAGUUAAAUUAUGGUAUCAAGUUGUUUGUAAUCUAUUAAAGUAUGGAAUUUAAAAAAUGGAAUAUUAAAAUUCGAAUAAAAUUUGAAAGGACAUAAUGAUAUCGUAAAUAAUCUAUUAUUCAGUAAAAAGUAAAAAUUUUUCAUUUCAGCAUCUUGUGAUAAAACUAUAAGAAGUUGGAAAUCAUUAGUAUAAAAUGAAUGGGAAUCCUCAAGUUCUUAUUAAUUGAAUAAUGAUUAAGUAUUCUGUAUGAUAAUGAAUAAAAAUGAAACCCAACUGUUUACUGCUGGAACUAACGGGACAAUACGAAUUUGGAAAAUUAAUUUUGAAAAAAAUACUUUAACAUAUCUAUCAAUUUUCAGUUUUAAUCCCUACAAUAUUUAUGCAAUUUGUUUGAAUGAAUAGGAAAAUAUUUUGAUUUCAAGUGGAUAAAAUAAAUAGAUAUUGAUUUGGGAAAAAGCAAAUGAAGACAAAUUCAAAUUUAAGCAUGCUGUUAAAUAGAUUUUAGAAACCGAUGGUUCUCAAAUAAAACUUUUGGAUGAUGAUCGAUUGAUAUAGUUACCAUAGGGUGAACAAGAUUGUAUAUGUGUUUAUUAAAGGAAAAAUGGUAUUUUUUAUGAAACUAUUGAAAAAAGAAUAAAAUUAGAAAAGUCUAAUACGGUUGAAUGUUAAGGACUGGGAUAAAUAAUUUAUAAUUAGGGGAAAAAUAUGCUUAUUGUUAAAUGCAAGAAUUAUAUUUAUGUUAUUAAAGAGAAAGAAGGAAAUUUUAGUAUUGAAGAUCAACUGAAUUGCAAGACCGAACAUAAUUAUUUCUCAAUUACAGAGGAUGGUUAAUAUCUUGUUGUAUGGGAUGUUUAAAGUAAAUCUUAUCAAUCAUAUGAAUUAUUAUAUUAAUGA
This is a messenger RNA of Paramecium primaurelia, 1611 nucleotides long. NCBI's taxonomy places the organism in Eukaryota, Ciliophora, Oligohymenophorea, Peniculida, Parameciidae. The record is from the annotation of a GenBank genome assembly.